Penicillium oxalicum is the source of this 3630-nucleotide messenger RNA. RefSeq names its product ATP-dependent RNA helicase ECM16. Gene Ontology annotation, biological process: maturation of SSU-rRNA from tricistronic rRNA transcript (SSU-rRNA, 5.8S rRNA, LSU-rRNA). Lineage: Eukaryota; Fungi; Ascomycota; Eurotiomycetes; Eurotiales; Aspergillaceae. Gene Ontology annotation, molecular function: ATP hydrolysis activity; ATP binding; RNA binding. Bases 1 to 3630 code for a protein of 1209 amino acids. Gene Ontology annotation, cellular component: intracellular anatomical structure; nucleolus. The transcript is spliced from 2 exons. The record is from RefSeq and is a predicted model, not a curated record.
AUGCCAAAGUUUGUUCCAAGGCAGCGAAAACAAAAACACCGGCGCCAAGAGACGAGUGCGCCGGUUGAUACCAAUGUUGCGGAACUAGCGCCGGUCUCCAAAGACGAAAAAGAGGCGCGCAGGCAGAAGUUGCGAGACGAAUUACGAGAACAACAUACCAAUGUCUCUUCGAAGAAGCAAAAAAGAUUGGAGAAGUACAUUGAAACCAAACUCAAAAAAGAAGAGAACGUCGAGCUUCUGAAGAAGCUAGCACAAGCCAAGGUCGAUACAUCGGGGUUGCAAACAUCGAAGGAUUUGGGAAAGCGCAAAAGACAGCCAGAUAUCGGAGCCCCAAUCACGACAGAAGUGUCAAAAAGGUCCGGACCUGCGGACGAUUCCGACGACUCCGACAUUGAUUUGAAGAAUACCCCGGGGGUAAAGGCUCAAAUACCUGUCGGACCUGUUGGAAGUGGCUUGAAGCGUCCUCUUGAGCUUGGUGCGGACGGGUUUCCGGUUAUCAAAAAGCGGAAGCGCUCGAAAAAGUCGAAGCUUUCCGCAGUAUCUGCGGCUGAGCCGUCAUGGGAAGGUUUCGAGUCUGGCGAGGAAACACCAAACGAGCAUGAGCAAGAUCGUGUUCCUGAGGAAUCCGACAUCGAAGAAGCAUCUGAGGGCGAUUCCGAUAGCGAGCAACCUGAUGACUCUGAAAAUUCUUCGGACGGCUCGGAUGAUGAUGAUGAUGAUGAGGAUGACGGCGACGACGACGAGGAGGAGGAGGAGGAGGAGGAGGAGGAGGAGGAGGAGGAAGAGGACGAUGAAAGUGACCAUCGUAUCAGGCCGCGAGAGUCAGCAUUCAAGUCGUGGGCUAUACAACAAAUAAAUGAAGCCGUAGGCUUCAAUCCUACCGAGGGACCUGCGGUUCACGACCAUGUGCAACAAGCUUUCGCACCACCCAGAAAAGAGCCUCAAAAUACCGUCGAAAUUGAGGAGCCUCUUCCGCGUGAACUCGAAGUGACUACCGGCAAUCCCUUCCGAAAAGCAUUCAGUGUCCACGUUGACCGUUCUGAAGAAAUCCAGUCGUCUCGUCUCGGGCUCCCGGUUGUCGGCGAAGAACAGAAGAUCAUGGAGGCAAUCUACAACAACUCAGUGGUCGUCAUCUGGGGUGCUACUGGUAGCGGAAAGACCACUCAACUUCCACAAUUUCUUUUCGAAGCUGGGUUCGGCAAUCCCGAUAGCCCCAACCCCGGCAUCAUUGGUGUCACGCAGCCUCGCCGAGUGGCCGCUGUGAGUAUGGCAAACCGUGUCUCCCAAGAACUGGGUCAGUUCUCGGACCAGGUUUCGUAUCAGAUUCGGUUUGAGACCACAGUAUCUAAGAAGACCGCUAUCAAAUUCAUGACGGACGGUAUUCUUCUUCGUGAAAUUGCAGAUGAUUUCGCUCUGCGCAAAUACUCUGUUCUGAUUAUUGACGAAGCGCACGAAAGGAGCGUGAAUACGGAUAUUCUUAUCGGUAUGGUCAGUCGCAUUGUCGAUCUGCGCAAGUCCAUGAGUGAGGAGGAUCCUUCUGUGAAGCCUCUAAAGGUGGUCAUCAUGUCCGCCACGCUUCGUAUUUCAGAUUUCACCGAGAAUCCCAGCUUGUUCAGAGAUGGUCCGCCUCCCUUGGUGCAAGCUGAGGGUCGUCAGUAUCCAGUGACUAUACACUUUGCUCGUCGAACGCAGCGAGACUAUGUGGAAGAAGCUUUCCGCAAAGUCUCCCGGGGUCAUCGAAAGCUUCCCCCGGGAGGAAUGCUUGUUUUUCUGACUGGUCAGAACGAAAUCCGACUCCUGUCGAAGAAGCUGAAACAAGCCUUCAAGCCCACUCAGCGUCUUGAGACGACGCAGACGAAAGUCCAGCUUUCUGCGAACGAGGCACCAUUAGAAGCCGAAGAUUUGGAGCUUGGCGGUAUGGAUAUGGAUCAUGCAGGAGACGAGGAGGAAGAUUUAGAAAUUACUGGCCUUGAUGAACCAGAUGAUGACGAAGGAUUUGAUCUUGGCGAAGAAGCCAUGGAUUCGUCAACAAAAGUACACGUCUUGCCGCUGUAUUCUCAGUUGCCAACCAAGGAGCAAAUGAAGGUGUUUGAAGCACCUCCAGAGAACUCGCGUCUCAUCAUUCUCGCAACCAAUGUGGCAGAGACAUCGCUCACCAUUCCCGGCAUCAAAUAUGUGUUUGAUUGCGGUCGAUCAAAAGAGAAACAAUAUGAUCUUUCGACGGGCGUGCAAAACUUCCAAAUUGGCUGGAUCAGCAAGGCCAGCGCAAACCAGCGCGCUGGCCGAGCGGGUCGGACGGGUCCAGGUCACUGUUAUCGACUUUACUCUUCUGCCGUUUACGAGGCCGACUUUGCUGAUUACACUGACCCUGAAAUUCUGCGCACCCCCAUUGAGGGUGUAGUUCUUCAGAUGAAGAGCAUGGGUCUGCACAAUGUGAUCAAUUUCCCUUUCCCCACUCCGCCUAGUCGUCAAGGCCUUGCCAAAGCCGAAAAGCUUCUCAAGAACCUUGGUGCUCUUUCCACUGGUGGACAGGUUACUCAAAUUGGUCGUCGCCUCUCCACAUAUCCACUUUCCCCUCGCUUCGGCAAGAUGCUUUAUAUCGGACACCAGCAUGGCUGCAUGCCCUAUGUCAUCGCCCUUGUCGCGGGACUAGCGGUUGGCGACCUGUUUGUUGCUGAGAACCAACUUCCUGGCAAUGAGGCGCAACAAGUCAAGAGCAGAAAGACCGGUUCAGAUUCAGAUUCAGACACCAGUGACUCGGAAGAUGAGAAAGUAUACACAAUUGCAGAACGCCUAGAGGACACAGAGCGUGAGCAACGAUCGAAGGAUUUCGCCCGUGUACACCGACUUUUGAGCAAACACGACGACACCAGCGACGCUCUCAAGUAUCUUUCUGCCAUCUGUGCCUACGCUUAUGCGCCCGAUGGAGAAGCAUUCUGCGAGCAGAUGUUCCUCCGCGCAAAGGCUUUCAAGGAGGCAUCGCAGUUGCGCCACCAGCUCUCGGAUAUUGUGCGGUCCAACAAUCCAGGACUCCUUGGCGCCUACUCAGCCAAGCUGCCUGAGCCUUCAGCUAAGCAGCUCAAGGCAAUUAAGCAGAUUGUCACUGCCGGUUUCAUCGACCAUGUGGCUAUCCGAGCCGAUCUGGCCCCCGUUCCUCCUGAGGUUCCGCGCGCACCUCGCCGCGCCAUUGACGUGCCUUAUCUGACACUCUUCCGCUCGCGUGAGCGACAUGCCGAUGACAUCGCGGAGCGAGCUGUCUUCGUGCAUCCGACAUCGAUUCUGGCUAAGCUCACGCCGAAGGAAAUGCCACCAUACAUCGUCUAUUCGCAUCUCCAGCAGUCUGCCGCAGCGCCUCUUACGGGACAGACUCCCAAGAUCCGCAUGUUUCCACUAGUGGCACCGAGCGGAGCGCAAUUAGCGGCCAUCGCGCACGACACUCCGCUCAUCCAAUACGGAAAGCCCGUUGGCAAAACCGAGCUGUUGGAAGGAAUCCCUCAGCGUCGCUCGUGCUGGGUUGUACCAUCACUGGUCGGCGACUCUGGUAGCACAGGGUGGCCGCUACCAGCAAAGAAAGUGAUACAGCGGAAAGACCCCAGAGAGGGUUGGGUGAUUGAAAAAUUUGUGGCAUGA